Molecule: messenger RNA, 1857 nt
Organism: Aspergillus alliaceus
Lineage: Eukaryota; Fungi; Ascomycota; Eurotiomycetes; Eurotiales; Aspergillaceae
Product: mitochondrial 54S ribosomal protein uL2m
Exons: 2
Coding region: 254-1471 (405 amino acids)
Biological process (GO): cytoplasmic translation
Cellular component (GO): ribosome
Molecular function (GO): RNA binding; structural constituent of ribosome
Source: RefSeq, a predicted model, not a curated record
GGAAGACGACGCAUCACCAGCCAUUGACAGCGCUUCCGAUUGGACUCUUGGUGGUGUCGGUGUCUUUUAGUCACCUGGUCCAAAUUCCUAUACUCUUGUUCAAACAGGCAUGUGUAAGCAGUAGUCCGUUCGCACGUUAGCAUACACUAUUCGUGAAAGCUUGCGGUCCUGCUUGGAACAGUCUCCGCCCAAUCCCUGGAGUUGCCGUUCGAUUCCCUACCUCAAUAAAUUUUUUUUUCCUUUCGUGUUCACCAUGCUGCAACCUCGGUUGGCCUUGACUGGCCUCCGUCUUCCGUUUAGAUGUCUGUCUUCGGUGUCGUCUAGGUGCUACUCAACAGUCGUACAUGCAAAAGAGACUCCUCCGCCGGAGGAAUCAUCGACAUCAGCUUUCGACCCGAGCAUUGCCUUUGCUCCACCUCCUACUCGAGAUGAUGCGGGCGUUCUCAUUCGAUCCUAUAAGCCCCGGACCCCCGGUAUCCGGCAUUUGCGGAGGCCAAUUAACGACCACCUUUGGAAAGGACGACCAAUACAAAAGUUGACAUUUCCCAAGCGGGGGCAAAGUAAGGGUGGCCGGAACAACACAGGCAGGGUAACGAUCCGGCACCGUGGUGGUGGUCACAAACGCCGUAUUCGAAUGGUCGAUUUUGCGCGCGAUGCCCCCGGUCCGCACUUGGUGGAACGGAUUGAACAUGAUCCUGGACGAAGUGCUCACAUUGCUUUAGUCCGCAGCCAAGAAACCCAGCGCCUGAGCUACAUUCUGGCCGCGGAAGGAAUGAGAGCUGGGGAUGUUGUGCAAAGCUACAUGUCUGGUAUUCCGGAAGAUCUGUGGAAAAGUAUGGGAGGUGUCGUGGAUCCUGGUGUGCUCGCAGCGAGGACCGCUUGGAGAGGCAACUGCUUGCCAUUGCACAUGAUCCCCGUCGGUACACUGAUAUUCAAUGUCGGCUUGCGGCCGGGUAAGGGAGGCCAACUCUGCCGGAGCGCCGGUACAUUCGCAACCGUGAUUGCAAAGGGCAGCAAUACGCAGGCUGCACAGAACGAGGCUUUUGCUCGAGAACAAGAUGGAGCUGAGGAGAAGAAGCCCUUGUCACAGCGCGAGCAGCAAAAGCAGGAACGCAUUGCGCAGCAUAUUACCAUUCGUCUACAAAGUGGUGAAGUCCGGUUGAUUCAUAAGGAUUGCUGCGCCACCGUUGGUGUUGCCAGCAACCCGAACUAUCAGUACACCCAGCUCGGAAAGGCCGGCCGAUCGCGCUGGUUGAACAUCCGUCCCACCGUUCGUGGUCUUGCUAUGAACGCCAUGGACCAUCCUCAUGGUGGUGGACGAGGCAAGUCCAAGGGUAACGUUCAUCCCAAGAGUCCUUGGGGUCUUCCGGCGAAAUCUGGCUAUAAGACUCGCCCCAAGUGGAAGGUCAAUAAGGCUGUGGUUGUCCCCCGAAUCCGUAACCAGGGCAAGCGUCGCAGAGGAUACAGCUAAACAUAGCGCUGUUCGUUUUUCAUCUCUUUCUCACCCUUGCUUGCAAGUGUAACUAUGGUACCUUUUGUGGAUGGUCUCCAAAACAGCGCCAAUGCUGUUCAAACCACUAUUGCUUUCAUGAUGUUUUGCGAGGAUUCUUUUUUCUAGUUGUACCUGCUUUUUCUUGGGAUGGGCAUGGAGAUGACCGGUUCGUUCAAUCUUGUACUAUACAUCAACUCUACAUGGGCCCGUAGGGUGUAUGAUCUGGGAUGCUCUACAUGUCUCUCUUGUGACCACGUUUCUCCGACGCUGCUUGUUUGAUCUAUACCGCGGCGUUGUGUUUGUAAUAUAUGCAUUCAGUGUCUAGAAGUCAUAGGGGACUCAGGAAAGAGAUUCUUUAAGUAUAA